UUGUGCCAUAUUUUUUUUCCACAUUUAUUCACAUUUGAUGAUUCGCCUAAUUCAUUCAUUCAUUCAUUCGUUCAUCACUUGUGACUCAAAUCGAACAUCUCAAAACAACAAUAAUAACAACAACAACAACAACAAAUACAUCCAGUCAAAAAUCAUUCACUCAUUCGGGUCAAUCCAAGUCAAAACAUUUCAUUUCAGUUUCAGUUUCAAUGUGUUGAAGAGAGAGAAAAAAAGUCAAAGUCAAGUUACCCCUUUGAAUUUGCAUCAUCUGUUUAUUAUUUUUAUUUUUUUUUUGAACAAUUUUUCAUCGUCGUUUUUUUUCGAUUGUUUAAUAAUUGAAAAAUAUUGUAUAGAAAAAAAAAUAUCGUCCGAUAUAGAAACACGCCGUCCAAUAAAAAUCGAACAUAAUGAAUGAUGAAAAUGUGGCCGAUUCAUCAGCCGCAGCCAGAAUAGCACCAACAUCAACAAUAAUGAUGAAUAAUGAUGAAAAGAUGGCCAUGAAUAUGAAUAUAACGAAUGAAGUAUAUCUAAAAUUUGGUAGACCAAUAUCAAAUGAAUGGUCAGAAUUUCCUGGGCUUCCAUUUGCCUUUGAAUUUGAAUCAAAUUUUAAUCGUGAUUAUCAUCGACAAUGGAUGUACGAUAAUUGGUAUAUAGCGAUAUAUGUAAGCAUCAUAUACAUAAUGGUUAUAUUUACUGGCCGUUGGUUGAUGACAAAUAGACAACCAUAUAGUCUACGUACGCCUAUGGCCUUAUGGAAUUUAGCUAUCGCUUUGUUUUCAUUGUUUGGCACAAUACGUUGUCUUCCGGAAUUCAUACACAUCAUUACGCAGGAAGGAAUAGAACAAUCAUUUUGUUCAAGUUCAUAUUAUCGUGAUGUACGAAUAACACUUUGGUAUUGGCUAUUUGUCUGGUCAAAAGUAAUUGAAUUAGGUGAUACAAUAUUCAUCAUAUUACGUAAACAGAAUCUAAUAUUUUUACAUUGGAUCCAUCAUGUAUUAACGUUAUCAUAUGCAUUUUUCGUUAUUGGUGAUGCACCCGGUACUGCACGUUGGAUGGUUUCAAUGAAUUUCACCAUACAUACAUCAAUGUAUACAUAUUAUACAUUGAAAGCUAUGCGUUUUCGUAUUUCACGUUUAAUUGCAAUGACAAUAACAAUAGCGCAAAUUACCCAAAUGAUAUUUGGCCUAUACAUCAAUAUGAAAGCCUAUUUAAUCAAACAAUCUGGACAAUCAUGUGAUACCUCAAUAUCCGCUUCACUAUGUGGCCUUUUCAUUUAUUUUCUUUUUUUCUUAUUAUUUAUCAAGUUCUUUGUAUUUUCAUAUUGUUCCAGAUUUCCAUUGAUUGGCUUACGUAAAUCAUUACGAACAACAACAACAAAAACAACAUCAAAUAUCAAAAAUAAUAGUAUCAUUACAAACAAUAGCCAUUCAACAAACAUUAGCAAUAGUAAUAAUGUUCGAUCGAUGAAAAAACAUGUUGAUUAAUCCAUAAAUUCUUCCUUUGUUUGUUUGUUUGUUUGUUUGUUUAUUUGUUUGUUUGUUUUUCUUUGUCUUUUUGUCCAUCCAACAAAUCCAAUACCCAUAUAUCUCUUACCAUCUACCUACUAUUCACAAUUUUUAAUUAAAAA
Messenger RNA from Dermatophagoides farinae (American house dust mite), 1627 nucleotides. NCBI's taxonomy places the organism in Eukaryota, Metazoa, Arthropoda, Arachnida, Sarcoptiformes, Pyroglyphidae. The record is from RefSeq and is a predicted model, not a curated record.